CCAUGACCAUUUUUCCUAUCGUUCCAGCAACCGAUAACAAAGGCAUCACCAAAGCCAUCGCAAAAAGCAACGAUUACGGCAAUGUCAAGGUUCGCCUACAAGCACAGCAUCACAAGGGAGCACUCGACAUGGCCGAGACGUUCAAGCAUGUCUACAAAAGUGAGGGCGUAGCUGGCUUGUAUCGUGGCAUCUCGGCAUCCAUCUUACGUCAACUCACCUACUCGACUGCACGUUUCGCGGCCUACGAGAAACUCAAGUACAUGGCUGAGGACGACGGCGUAAAAGCUCCACAUACUAUGCUCGUCGGACUCGCAGCAGUCUCAGGCUUGGUAGGCAGUGUCGUUGGAAACCCAGCCGACAUCUUGAACGUUCGGAUGCAGAAUGAUGCCGCCUUGCUGCCAACCGAGCGCCGCAACUACGGGAACGCGAUCAGUGGAUUCAUCACCAUCGUACGUGAAGAAGGUUGGAAACAGAGUAUCUUCAGAGGCAUGGUGCCUAAUCUCGGAAGAGGAGUAUUGAUGACAGCUGGGCAACUGGCUGGAUACGACGUGUUCAAACUAGAGAUUCUGGCCACGACCGAGAUGCAUGAUGGUACCAUGACACAUGUCGCUGCCAGUACCCUCGCAGGUCUCGUUGCGACAACGCUUUGCAAUCCCUUCGACGUGCUGAAGACGCGAAUCAUGGCUAAGGAUGAACGCCUCGGCAUGUGGAACACCAUCAAGACAGUACACAAAACCGAAGGACCAGCUUGGAUGUUCCGUGGA
This is a messenger RNA of Aureobasidium musti, 764 nucleotides long. Lineage: Eukaryota; Fungi; Ascomycota; Dothideomycetes; Dothideales; Saccotheciaceae. The record is from the annotation of a GenBank genome assembly.